GUACCUUCUAUCAAGAAACAAGGUACAAGAGGAACUAUAAGCAGGCUGAAGACCUAGCCGCUUUUUUAAGAAUCUUGAUUUAGGGUGAAUUGAGUUUUGUUCCAACUACAAGAAACCAAAGAAACAUGGGAUUCUCAAGCGUUGCCGUCGUCCUCACCCUCUGCCUCCUGGUCGCAGCGAACGGCUCCAGGGUCAUCAAAACCCUCAGCGUCGGGGCUCCAAUCACGGGGGCUCACCUGAAUCCUCUAGGAGCCAUCGUCAACACCCAAGUGCACAAAACGGUGAAGACAACCACCUUACAGCACGGCGGGCUGGCUGGACAUCUGGGUCACGCAGCUCCAAUUUACGGACCAUACGGUGGAGCCGGGUUGGGAGCUGGGUAUGGCGCUUAUGGCGCUAUCAGCCCUUACGGAAUUGGGUACAACAACCAGGCCUUACUCGGGGGGUACGGACUCUACGGGGGAUACGGAGGGUACCCUUCAAAAUACGGAGGGUAUCAGAACGUGGGAUUGUAUCCUUCCAAAUAUCAGAAGGGCUACUACAGCGGAGGCCAUUUAGGAGCAUCUUCUAAGCACUACGGGUAUCCGCAAGUAGGGGGUGCUUACGGAGCUAAAGGGUUGUACAACGCUGGCGUUGCUGUUCUUCCCGGGGCGUAUCACGGUAGCAAGUCAUACGGAUACGGGGUUGGUGGUGGUUACGUUAAUCCGUUGGCCUAUCAAACGGGUAUCACACAGAUCAGCUACAACCACGGGUAUCCUGGGUACGGAGGGAUCAACAAGCUGAGAGGGUACGGAAAGUAAGCACAUCUCAAACUGCUGAUGAAUUUUCAGGGGUUGAUGGGAAUAUCAAAAUGGAAGAGGUUACUGACAUAGGUUAAAAAAACAACAACAACUGUAGAAGUUCGAAAAAAUAUCUCUACUUUUUGUAACAUUUUGAUAUCAAAAGUAUAAGUUCGGGAAAUGUAAACUAAAUCAGUCAAUAUCUUUCAUAAUAAUAAAUAAAAUCCUUUAACAAAAUAUGAUCCUUUAACGAACUUCAUGAUCUUCUGCUUCCUUUUGGCAUUCCUCUUUAUACUCCUUCUGUCCCAGUCAUUCCAAUCUAAAAAAGAAAAAAAAAGAGAAAAAAAAUGGAAAACCCGUAGGUACAAAGCCACGUCCCUCCCCAAUCGUCUAAGAAACACUCGCAUAUGAAAGCACAUAUUGGUUAUUUCUUACAGACUUAUGGCAUAUUUGAUUUCACUUUAGGACAGAACGCAAGUAUAUUGCACGCUCUUGUAUUUUCCCUCUGAUUGCACGGAAAGAUUCGUUUUACUAUGAUAUUGUAAUAUUGGAACACUUGAGAUUUCCUUUGUCCAUCCAUUUCGAUUUUCUAUAUAACAUACCGAUAUAUUUUACAGAAUGAAUUUUUCUGAAAUAACGUAUAUUCUUUGUAUUGAAAUAAAUAGUUCCAGCCUAAGAAAACUUUA
Molecule: messenger RNA, 1465 nt
Organism: Aplysia californica (California sea hare)
Lineage: Eukaryota; Metazoa; Mollusca; Gastropoda; Aplysiida; Aplysiidae
Product: keratin-associated protein 19-2-like
Exons: 2
Coding region: 126-800 (224 amino acids)
Source: RefSeq, a predicted model, not a curated record